AUGAAACUCGCAAGGUUCACUGCCAUUGCUGGCCUUGUCGCCUGGGCCAAUGCGCAUGGAUAUCUCACAAUUCCAUUCAGUCGAACCCGUCUGGGUUUUGAGGCUGGAAUUGACACUUGCCCUGAAUGUUCGAUCCUCGAGCCCGUCAGUCCCUGGCCGGAUCUCGAAGGACCUCAAGUAGGCCGAAGUGGACCCUGUGGGUACAACGCCCGAGUCAGCGUCGACUAUAACCAACCCGGAGAACACUGGGGCAACGAAGUCGUCGCAACUUAUACUGCAGGCGACGUAGUAGAAGUCCAGUGGUGUGUCGAUCACAAUGGCGAUCACGGUGGAAUGUUCACUUACGGCAUUUGCCAAGAUCAAGCGCUUGUCGAUCUCUUCCUAACACCUGGUUAUCUUCCCACAAAUGAAGAAAAGCAAGCCGCGGAGGACUGUUUCCUGAAGGGCGAGCUGAAGUGCACAGACGUGGAUGGUCAAAAUUGCGGGUAUAGCCCGGACUGUUCCCCUGGACAGCCAUGCUAUCGCAAUGACUGGUUCACUUGCAACGCAUUCCAGGCCGACUCGAGACGUGGCUGCCAGGGAGUUGAUGGUGCCGCGCUUGGAUCUUGCAAGACAACCAUUGCGGGUGGCUAUACAGUCACUAAGAAGAUCAAGAUCCCCAACUACAACUCUGAUCACACUUUGCUGCGAUUCCGAUGGAACUCUUACCAGACUGGUCAGGCGUAUCUUCACUGCGCUGAUAUUCGCAUUGGGGGUGGUUCGGGCCCUCCUUCUUCCAGCACCACGACUAGCAAAACAAUGACAACUACCACCAAACCAACCACUACUGCAACAUGUGCAGCGGCGACGAGUGUUGCGGUCGUCUUCAACGAGAUUGUCACGACAACGACUGGAACAGACAUCUACCUCGUCGGAUCCAUCAGCCAACUGGGCUCAUGGGACACAUCAUCGGCAAUUGCCCUGUCAGCCGGUUCGUAUACAAAUUCAAACCACCUGUGGACAGGAACGGUCACUCUUCCCGUCGGUACAACCUUCGAGUACAAAUUUAUCAAGAAGACAGGCGGAAGUGUGACUUGGGAGAGCGAUCCUAACAGAAGUUACACCGUGCCCGCUGGAUGCUCUGGCCAAGCUGUAACUGUCGAUGCCAAAUGGAAAUAA
Molecule: messenger RNA, 1158 nt
Organism: Penicillium paradoxum
Lineage: Eukaryota; Fungi; Ascomycota; Eurotiomycetes; Eurotiales; Aspergillaceae
Exons: 2
Coding region: 1-1158 (385 amino acids)
Molecular function (GO): starch binding
Source: RefSeq, a predicted model, not a curated record